AAAGUAGUCCCUUUUAUUUACAUUGUCAUGACAACAUAAAAAUCCAAAAUUUUCCACUAAAUUCGAAAUUUAGGAGUAAUGAGUGAAGGAAAACUUGUUGUGGCAAGGCUGCCGCCUUUAUCUGGGGCAAAAACAUUUUCACCUCGACAUGGAGGCAGAUUUGAAGGCCUUAAUGGACCAACUUACAAACUGGGAGGAAAUGUACAUGCCUUGCCUCCACCAAAAGCUCUUAGACCAUAUGUGGACACAAAAACAGGAGAGCUGGAUGCAUGGCCUGCCCAUGCUAGUGGUUACUCUGUUCCAACCACCUCUAUGAUGAUGACAAAAGAUAAAAGUCUUGUGCUCGUCAGUGAUGAACAGAUGGGAAAACCAAACAUGAUUCCAAAACCAAGAUUUCUUGAUCAGCUUGAAAAUUACCUAAAGAAAGAACUGCGUGCACUAGAUGUAACUGAAGUAGAACCAAAUGAAUUGAGAUUACAGGCUCAUAGAGAAGUAUUUGAGUACUUGAUAGAAGAUUUCAAGACAUACAAGCCUCUGUUGUCAGCAAUAAAGAAUGAAUAUGAGAUGAUGUUUGCCUUCCAAAGACAGCAGAUACGUGAACUGGAGCCGUUAAAGCAAAUGUUGGUGACAGUAUCAGAACAAUGUGAUCAGAAGAUAAUGAGUAUUAGAGAUGAAGAAAAGCAAGAAAUGAAAGACCUUAAACAAGAAAACAAAAGCUUGUACCAGAGGAUUGAAGAUUUGAAAAAUGUUGGAAAAGACUUACAAACUCAGGUAUCAAAACUUCAAGAUGAUCUAGCGAACCAGUACAAGUUGUACAGAGAUGAGCGUGAUGCCCGAAAACUACUACAGUCAGAUAUUAAUGAUCUACGAUACCAGCAAGAGGACUACCAGAUGUCACAGAAGAAAGACGAUGAAGAGGAAGAUGAUCCUGUUAUGUUGAAAAUCGCUCUCAAAAAAGCGAGAGAGGAUGAGCGUGCCGCUUCACAACGUCUCAGUGAAAUGGAAGCUAACUACGGUGAUGUCAUUCCAAGAAGAGAUUUUGAGACCCUUGAAAAGAAACAUAUUGCACUUGAGGAAAGUGUAGGUGUUAUUCAGGGUGACUUUGAUAAACUAAAACAAGAACAUGAAGCUCUGCUUGAAGUACAUAAACAAGUGGUGAAACAGAGAGACGAGUUCUACACAGAAUGUGAAACUCUAAGGAGAAGCUCUACUCCGAGACCAGACUGGGAUAAAUGUGCUGACAAUAUACGUGGAGGUAUGGCACGCUGGAAGGAGCUGUCGGAAGGUAAAGCCAGUAAUGAGCUGGUUGAUGUGUUACUGACAGAGAUGGCUUCAGGAGAGGUCGUUGAUACAGGAGGUGCUGAAUACUUUGAUGGACAGGGCACUGGACCAUCAGUUCCUAAAUACUUACAACAUGAUGGCCCUGUAAGAAACCGUCGGCUGGGUAAACGUGAUGCGUCACUUCUCAUUAAGGACAUCUGGAGAGAAAAGGGAGCUCAUGAUGCUGCUAAAGCAGACGGAGUACGAGAUAAGAUGGCCGACUUCCUGUACACAUACCUACAGCGAAGGUUUGGUCUGGAACAGAUGAUUAUUGAGUGGGGAUACAAUCUUCAUGAUGCCUGUCAAAGAUACGCCCAUGAUGAACAUAUAGGGCUUUUCCAUGGGGUGCUAACGGAAGAGAUAGAUGAGGAGGUAUACCACAAUCAGUUACAACUGAUACAGAAACUGAUGAACCAUCUUACUACUAUAGAUAUGGACAAAGGCAACCAGGGAAAACUCUCAAAGGCAGACUUCAGGGAGGGCCUAGCGUCGUACCUCAUUGGUGUGGAUGCUGAUACAUUAAAUGCCAUGAUGAGAGCUGCUGAGUCAGAGAUGGACAACAAGGAAGUGGAUGAAAUAGAAUAUAAAAAUCUUUUUAUGGAGGAUGAUGAAGGUCGAACAGGUCCAUUCCUAGAUGAGGUCAGAAAGUGGGAUAAUCAAGAGAGAAUGAAAUAUGUUGAUGAAAUAAAAGCACAGCUUGGGGAUACAAAUCCAGUUUCAGUGGACGAUUUGAAGCGGUCCAUUUUACAAGCUGAUAUAGAAAUUGAUAAUGUUAAAAUGGACAAAUACAUAACUUGGGUGUUCCGCUCAGAUAAACCAUAUGAAACCGACCCACUGGAGCAGUCAAAGGUCGUAGAAAGGUUACAGAAAGGAAAUGUGGCACGUUCUGGGAGACAGUUGUAAAAUCAUGCAGUACAGAAAUAAUGUAUUAACUUAAAUUCACUUUUGUUAUAACUAGAAUCGGACAAAAACACAGAAAACCUUUGAUAAUAAUUGCAUUUUACACAUGGACUUAAGUGCCUUUGUACAGUUGACCUUAAAUGUAAAGUCCUGUGUUUUAUUGAACUGUGAUCUUUUUGUUAAAUUGUGAUAUAUACAUGUAUGUAUUGUUUUAUCUUAACUGCCAUUUACAAUGUAUACAUUAGAUUUUAUAUUUCAAGGUUUUUAAACUAAAAAUCUUGUUAUAUGUUUCAUAUGGCAGAUUUUCACUCACUUUUACAAUAUUGUAAGCAUGAUUGAAGAAGUUAUGUUAUUAUGUUUGUGUAUGUAUGUUUUGUUUUCAAAAAUUUGUAACUGUGGCAAAAUAAACUUAAUCUCGGCAA
Molecule: messenger RNA, 2642 nt
Organism: Mercenaria mercenaria
Lineage: Eukaryota; Metazoa; Mollusca; Bivalvia; Venerida; Veneridae
Product: translin-associated factor X-interacting protein 1-like
Exons: 16
Coding region: 79-2223 (714 amino acids)
Cellular component (GO): cytoplasm
Source: RefSeq, a predicted model, not a curated record